This is a messenger RNA of Episyrphus balteatus (marmalade hoverfly), 1451 nucleotides long. RefSeq names its product zinc finger protein 177-like. The transcript has 3 exons. Gene Ontology annotation, biological process: regulation of transcription by RNA polymerase II. Lineage: Eukaryota; Metazoa; Arthropoda; Insecta; Diptera; Syrphidae. Bases 106 to 1344 code for a protein of 412 amino acids. The record is from RefSeq and is a predicted model, not a curated record. Gene Ontology annotation, molecular function: DNA-binding transcription factor activity, RNA polymerase II-specific; RNA polymerase II transcription regulatory region sequence-specific DNA binding; zinc ion binding. Gene Ontology annotation, cellular component: nucleus.
ACUCCUCAACAAUCAAAACGUCAAACACAAACUAAAAAAAAGUUUACUAUUUUCUAUUUUUUGUUUACCAAUAAAAAGACAAAUAGAAAUAAAUUUUAUUAAAAAAUGACCGAACAACUUCAUCACAUUGGAACAAAUUUAUUUCCCAAAGACACUAUCGCCAUUAAAAUAUCACCACAAAGUCAAAUAGAUUUCUCCAAAGUUUGUCGCACUUGUUUGCGAGAAACUGAAGAAAAUGAGCUAGAAAAUGAAGCUCUCUUCAUUAUUCGAAGCACUGGACAAUUUGCUAGGCUUCAUGAAAUGUUUGAAGCAUCCACUGGUUUGAAGUUAGCAACUGACGACAAAUUGCCUCGUCACAUUUGCGAUUCAUGUUUGCAAAGCGUUAAGAGUUCCUACAGUUUUCAUUGCCAAAGUCAACGAGCCAAUCAGAUUCUACAAUCUGUGUUGUCUGUGUUGAAAGAGAAUGACAAUGAUGACAAGCCUGUUGGAAGCUCUUUUAAGAUUGAAGAAGAAGUCGAAGAAAGUCUUCCAAAAGAAGAUCUUGAGAACCCAAAAAGAACUUCUCCAAUUCCAGUUGAAUUGGCAGAAGAUAUCCCAAAACCAAAUGAACACGAAAAACCCGAACCUGCCGAAGAAAAUGACGAAGAAGAAGAACAAUCUGAAAUAAUAACCUACGACGACGACGACGAGUUUCCCAUAGACGAAGCAAGUCUUGUUGAAGAUGAUAAUCUCAAUGAGAUACAAGUAAUGUUUGAAGAUGAAGAUGUCCAGGAGAUGAUGGAAAUUGAACAUUUAGAUGAGAAUUUUGAAAAGGAACAAAACUUUGAGCGAGUUCCCGCUCAAAAACGUUAUUCAAAUCAAACUUUUGCCUGCGAAUUUUGUUUAGCUUUAUUCGAUUUGCAACGUCACAUGAUUCAGCAUUACAAAGAUGAACAUCCCGACGAGAAGCCAUUCAAAUGUGAUAUCUGCUCGGUUUCGUUUGUUCAUGUUCAGUCAAUGCGUCGACAUAGAAAAACUCAUGAAGCUUGUCCUAAGCAAAAGCGUUGUCCACUUUGUAAUAAAUCCUUUACUAGAUCCGAUGAUUUGACGAGACACAUUAGAACACACACAGAUGAGCGUCCUUAUGCCUGUUUGGUAUGCGAUAAAGCCUUUAAACAGCACACGGAACUCAAAGAUCACAUGUUGAGCCAUGAUGAUAAAAAAAUGUACAAAUGUGAGCCGUGCAGUAAGGAGUGGCGGUCGAGAAAUGGAUGGUAUUUGCAUAUGAAGGCUCAUCAAGAUGGACGAAAUGGACAGAGGAAACAGAGAGUUAGGAAAUUUGAUUCGAAUUUAGAAAGAAGUUGAAAAAUUUAAAAUAAUCUUUUAAGAUGUUUUUUAAAUUCAUGUUUUUUUUUUUUUGUAGAAGAACCAUUUUUGUAGGGUUCAAAAUUCUCAAGUCAUAGUUUUGUACA